GGAAGAGGAAAGGGCCCUGGCUGGCGAUACAUUACUGCAUACAUUAGCGCUCAGUAAUAACAACAGUGAUUUGGUUGACGUUUACAUGGAGCGCUUUUGCUGACACAAGUAGUCCAUGGAGUCCCAGGAGGAGAAGCCAAUAAUCUACACAAUGGAAAACAAGCCGAUUGUGACUUGUGCUGGGGACCAGGGGCUGUUCAGUUCCCUGUACAACUCACUGGCACAGCAGCUUCCCCGGGAGCCAAUGGAGUGGAGGAGGUCUUAUGGACGUGCACCAAAGAUGAUUCACCUGGAGGCCAACUUUGUUCAGUUCAAAGAGGACCUGCUUCCCAAAGAGGGAAACAAAGCCCUUCUCACAUUCCCUUUCCUGCACAUGUACUGGACCGACUGCUGUGACACUGAAGUAUACAAGUCCUCGGUGAAGGAGGACAUGGUGCGCUGGCAGAGCCUGCUGCGGCUCCAUGGCUCUGUGGACUGGCUCAUCGUGGUGGUGGAGAACGACGGCAAGAAGAAGAACAAGACCAACAUCCUGCCCCGCACCUCCAUCAUGGACAAGAUCCGCAACGACUUCUGCAACAAGCAGAGCGACAGGUGUGUGGUUCUGUCGGACCCGCUGAAGGACUCGUCCCGGUCGCAGGAGUCCUGGAGCUCGUUCCUCACCAAGCUGCGCACACUGCUGCUCAUGUCCUUCACCAAAAACCUGGGCAAGUUCGAGGACGACAUGCGCACCCUGCGUGAGAAGCGCACCGAGCCCGGCUGGAGCUUCUGCGACUACUUCAUGGUGCAGGAGGAGCUGGCGUUCGUGUUUGAGAUGCUGCAGCAGUUUGAAGACGCUCUGGUUCAGUACGAUGAGCUGGACGCUCUCUUCACUCAGUACGUACUCAACUUUGGGGUUGGAGACGGGGCCAACUGGCUGGGCUCCUUCUGCACACCGGUGCACAGCUGGAAUGGUCUGGUGCUGCGCCGGCCCAUAGACAUGGAGAAGAGGGAUCAGAUCCAGAGGGGCCAGGCCACCCUGCUGGACCUGCGCAGCUACCUGUUCUCCCGCCAGUGCACCCUGCUCAUCUUCCUGCAGAGGCCCUGGGAGGUGACACAGCGCGCCCUGGAGCUGCUGCACAACUGCGUGCAGGAGCUGCGUCUGCUGGAGGUGUCUGUGCUGCAGGGGGCGCUGGACUGCUGGGUGUUCCUCAGCUGCCUGGAGGUGCUGCAGAGGAUUGAAGGCUGCUGCGACCAGGCACAGCUGGAGGCCAACUGCACGCACACCGUGGGCCUGUGGGCCUACGCCACCGAGAAGUUGAAGUCUUUGGGCUCCUUGUGUGGUCUGGUGUCCACAAACGGGCCGAAUUCUGAGGACCUCAACAGAACUGUGGAUCUGCUGGCGGGGCUGGGAACAGAAAGACCUGAGACAGCCAGCAGCCUUCAGAGUCCGUACAAAAAACUGAAAGAAGCCUUAUCUUCAGUGGAAGCUUUUGAAAAGCACUAUCUGGAGCUCUCUCACUCUGCGAUGGAGAUGUACAGGGCCAUAGGCAGGAUGCGGUCGGCACGUUUGCUGGGGAAGAGCCUGGCAGAGUUCUACAUGAGAAAGGGAGAUCCCCGCCACGCCGAGGCCUUCCUGCAGGACUCCCUGCUGUCCUACGUCUCUGAGGGCUGGGCCCUGCCUGUCACUCACACCCGAAAGCAGAUCGCAGACUGCCAGAAACAGCUCGACCGCACCGAGGAAUACCUGCAAACGAGCGCCCUGCUAGCAGGUGACGAGCACCUGACGGAUGAGGAGAGGAAGCACUUCUGCCAGGAGAUCCUCACCUUCUCCAGCCAAGCCUCGGACAACCAGGGGCAGAAGGUGGUGCUGACCAUGGGCGCGUUCGCGCAGCUGCAGCAGCUGCAGUUCCGGCCGGCGGCCGCAGUGGUGCACGUGGGCGCCGCCCUGCAGCUGGACCUGUGUCUGCGCAGCCUGAUGCCCGUCGCCGUGCGGCUGGAGCAGCUGGCCGCCAGCGUGCACUUCAGCCUGGAGAAGGGCGGGGCCCGGGGGCGGGCCUCCGGGACGGGGGGCGGGGCCGGCAGGCGGCGGUCCGGGCCCGGCGGGACCGUGCUGUUCACCGGGGGAGGGGAGAGCUGGGGCGGGGGGCCCCUCCCCCCCCGGGCCUCGGCCCCGCCCCUGGAGCUGCACGAGAUGCAGGACCGGAGCCCCACCGACGGGGGCCUCAACUCCACGGGCGUGGUCUGCAAGAACGUGCACCUGCUGCUGCGCCGCAACGACAGCUCCGCCUCCCUGGACACGCCCAGCUCCGGCCCCGUCUCCAUGGAGGAGGGCGCCCAGCUGCUGAGGGCCGAGGACGUCACGCUGUCGCCCGGCAACAACAGCGUCCUCUUCACCGCGCCCAGUGGAGAGCCCGGUACCUACACCUUGAGGCAGCUCUGUGCCACAGUGGGGCGAGUGCAGUUUGUCCUGCCGCAUAUCUACCCCAUUGUGCAGUACGAGGUGUACUCUCAGGAGCCCCAACUCACCGUGCAGCCCCUCACAGACAACCUGUUGGCGGGUCUCCCGCAGAAGGUGAAGUUCACCAUCGUCACGGGCCACUACAGCGUCAAGAAGGGCGACGCCCUGCAGCUCAGCAACACGGACACCAUGCCCAUCCUGCACUCCCCGUCCUGCCCCGCCCGCAUCCUCUCCAGCUCCGGAGACCCUGUGGGUGAGUGUGUUCUGUCCAUCCAGUGCUCAGAGAAGGUGACCAGUAUGUCCCUGCCCCCCACCCCUCCGUACCACACGCUGGAGUUCCAGCUGGAGGUUCUGUGCCACAUCCCCGCUGCCCCGCCCCGGCCCGAGAACGAGCGGCUCACCAACGGCCAGCUCCGCCCCCGCGCCAAGAGCGGUAACCACGCCAACGCUGCCAUGGCAACCAUCGACCAGAAGAUCUCCAUUGAUUGUCCCUGGUCCAUUUACUCCACGCUGGUCGCGCUGACGUUCCACAUCCCCUUUAAAGCCAAACACUCGCUGCUGUCAGCCGGGAAGAGGAAGUACAUCCAAGUGUGCGUGCAGAAUGUUUCUGAGAUGAACUUCCACCUGGUGGACCAGAGUCUGGAAGAGCGUCACCAAGCAUCCAAACUGGAACUGCAGUCUCUGAACAGCAAAACCAAGAAGCUGCUGUACAGGGGGCAGUCUCUGUACUGUCUGUGGGAGAUGGUUUGGGCCAGCGAUCCGCCGCCCUGCCUGCAGUGCGUGUUCUCCGUCAGCUUCUCCCCGGACGCGGCGGGAGACUCCGCCUUCACGCCGUACCGCUACGAGUUCCAGCUGGAGAGCAUCUCUACGCUGUACAGUGUGAGAGCAGAGAUCACACCCUCCCCCGGAGCGGAGCAGUGCCACACUGGCUCCCUCUGCAGGCUGGAGGUGUGUAUUACCAGGCUGGCAGAACUGAGCGAAGCAGAGCAGGAGGACGCGACUCUGACAGAGAGCGAUGGACCCUGCACCACCAAGCUCAUGUAUGAAGUCGUAGACAACAGCAGUAACUGGGCUGUGUGUGGUAAGAGUUCUGGCCUGGUGUCCAUGCCCGUGGCUGUCAGUGCCACACACAGGGUGCAGAUGGAGGUCAUGCCCCUGUUUGCUGGGAACCUGCCCUUCCCCAAAAUCAAGCUCCUUAAAUACCUGCCCCACUACGCCACACCCGCUAUCCAACCUGAGACAGACGGAUGCGUAGAGAACGAUAACAUCUCUCUGCUGGACGAGCAGGCAGAGACGGCCAGUAUUCGCAGCAGGGGCAGUGUCCAGUCCCUAGGGGGCGCCGAGCCUCAGCGGGGCCUGCCCAUGCCCCGUCUGGAGCCUUUCGGAGCGGGUCAGGUGUUCUGCCUCAGCCAGGGACAGCAGGUGCUGGUGCUGCCCAGCUUGGACCACCACGUGCUGGAGGUCAACGUCACAUGACCCCGCCCAUCCGCCUGGCCCCCGCCCAUCCGCCUGGCCCCCGCCUCGUCCUGACCCGCCCUGGACCACUCGGGUGCGGCUCACAGCUCUCUCCCCCUCCCCCUCCCCCCUGGACUUGCGGGACGGGGACCGGUGGUUCGGCUAGUCCGGGCGUGAUGCGGAUGUGACUUUAACGUCAGGUCACAUCCUCCUCUUGUGCUCAGGAGCAGAGAUUUCUGUCCUCCUCCUCAUCUUUCACCAGACUGCGCCCUCCCUCUUUCUCUCUCUGUCCCUCUUUCUCUCUUUCUCUGUCUCUCUCUUUCUCCCUCUCUCUUUCAAGGAGGGCAGAGUCUCCCUAUGGCUGCUGCUCUGAUUGGCUCCCCCAGACACUUGAAAGAACUGUCCCAGGAUGCACUGCUUCCACUCAACUGCUGUCUGAGAUGCACAUGCACUUGCCAUAUUGCACAGGUGUUUGAAUGUGCACGUGUGUGUGUGUGGGUGUGUGUGUGUGUGUGUGUUACCUUGCAUGGAUGUGAGUGAGAUGGAGAGAGAGGUGUGUGUGUGUGUGUGUCGCAAGGUUAUCUCUUAUCGUGUUGCAGGAAGGGAAGUAUGUCCGUCAGUCCCGCUGUAACGUGUCUGUCUGUCUGUCUGUACAGAGGCGAGCUGCUGCCCGCCUGCCCCCCAUAUUUCAGCCCUGUACAUACUGUUAUAUACAUAGAUGCUAUUUAAAGAGUUUAAAAAUGAGAAAACAAUCACUGGACUGUCUGUGGGUUUCUCCAGAUGAGGCCCUUUUAAAUGGGGGGGGGAGGGGGAGGGAACCAAUCAGAUCCUGGGUGUUCAUUCUGCUGAAGUGUGAGUCAUUCUAUGGAACCACCAAAGGGAAGCAUUCUUUUCCAGCCAAUCAACUUGUUUUUUGCGGUUAUACUUUUCUCCUUGUUCAUACUGUGCAUAUUCCUUUUUGAUCAUUCUGGAUGGAGUGUGUUGCCCUUUGGAAGGGCCUGGUUUCACCCGCACAGUCCCUUAAAAAUGGAAUGUAUUGUAAAUACGUAGACUUGUUCAAAAACUUGUUAAAUAUGUUUCACAGCAGUGUAUUUUAAGAAUUGUAUAUACUGCAGUGUCUGUCGACGGCAAUAUUUUGUAUAUUUGCCCAUAUAUUAUAUUAUGAAGUGUUGCAAAAUCUUGUUUUGUUUCAGUAUAUUUUCACUAUAUUCCAUUUCCCUAAGGGGUGGGACGUGUGUGUGAGGCUGUGUAUUGAGUGUAAAUACUGAGGGUGUGUAUAGUGCAAUGGUAUUGCAUUGUGUGUGUGUGUGUGUGUGUGAGAGAGAGAGUAUUGAGGAUAGGCAGUGAAAUGGCACAUAUUAGUGAUGUGAUGGUUUGGUGUCAUUAGUGGCAGACCUUAUACUGUACAUGAAAUACUUUGACCCUAUAGACACCAGUAAAAAAUCCUGCAGAUUACUGUGCUUUGAAUGAAUCAUCUGUUGGCAGUCAUUUUCAGAACAGUAUUCUUUCAUUUCCAUUGUAUGAUCUGGUUUAGUAACAUUCAUCGGCCAUUGUUAGGGACUUGGGUGCAUUGUUUGCCUGAACUGUUAAAAAAAGUAUUUGUGGGCAGAGAUGGUGCUGAGGUUAUGGUGAGUGAUUUGGGUAUGUAUGCUACUGUGUGUGGUGAGGGUGGGGUUUAGUGACGAGUGACCGUGUCCUCCGGGGCCAAAGACUGGUGAAACGGUCCCCGUGUGUGUGCGGGAGCCCGUGAGGGCCUCAGGGCGAGAGAAAGCCCCCUGUCUGCUGAUGGACACCCUCCUCUUCCUCCUCUUCCUCGUUUAGCGAGCCGACUCCAGGCAGACCACUCCUUUAACCCGCUUUACGGUCCAUCUCGGUCCUAAUCGCUCGGUGAACGUGCUUUAGGGUACCCGUUUCCCCAGGUGCGUUCCCCUGCUUGUACCCUUUGGCCCUGCGCUUCGGGGCCCGGCUGUGGUCCGAGAUACGGCCUGCCCGGGGGUUUUCGCCCUGUGUGGGCCGCGUGGACCGGCCUGCGAGUUAGUUCUUUAUGGAGCGGUCUCUGACGGCUUUCACAACUCAAUCACGGCGUGUGCAAUCGCUCCUUGUUCCUGUGUGUGACCAUCAGUUUUCUUUUUUUUUGUAAGCAUAUCACUUUAUUGUUGAGGCUGGGAAAGAUUGCCGCCUUUUGUCACUUGAUCUAAAAUGAUAACUUCAGUUUUCACGGUUUCAAGGGUGGGCAAACCAUAUUUUCACAAUUUUGUAAAUUAUUCCAGUAGAUUACAGCACCUCAGAUUGUGUAAUUAUUUAAAAAAAGAAUACUGUACGCAUUAUACAGUGGAAUAUAUACCUAUGUUUUAAAA
Molecule: messenger RNA, 6249 nt
Organism: Conger conger (European conger)
Lineage: Eukaryota; Metazoa; Chordata; Actinopteri; Anguilliformes; Congridae
Product: trafficking protein particle complex subunit 10-like
Exons: 23
Coding region: 116-3913 (1265 amino acids)
Biological process (GO): early endosome to Golgi transport; intra-Golgi vesicle-mediated transport
Cellular component (GO): TRAPPII protein complex
Source: RefSeq, a predicted model, not a curated record